This is a messenger RNA of Urocitellus parryii (Arctic ground squirrel), 3534 nucleotides long. RefSeq names its product spartin (gene Spart). The record is from RefSeq and is a predicted model, not a curated record. Gene Ontology annotation, cellular component: plasma membrane. NCBI's taxonomy places the organism in Eukaryota, Metazoa, Chordata, Mammalia, Rodentia, Sciuridae. Gene Ontology annotation, biological process: cell division; negative regulation of BMP signaling pathway.
GGCUCCCUCCAGCGGCCACAAACUGUCACGAUCCACUGCUGUUUUCCUAGAGUCUGCAGAUGUCUCCGUUUCGUGGGGCUAGUAGAGAUUGCGCAGGCGCAAGGGCGGYCGACGUGGCCGCGGAGACCCUGCUUAGGGGGUCGUGUUGAGUGGCUGACUCACGAGGUUCUCCUGGGUUUCCUACCCUYGCUCCCUCCUCUCGCUAAGGUUUUACGGUGGUUCCUGGGUUCAAAGCCGACUGACGUCCUCCCCUGCACCGUUUGGAAGUUAUGGAGCAAGAGCCACAAGAUGGAGAACCUGCUGAAAUCAAGAUCAUCAAGGAAGCAUAUAAAAAAGCCUUUUUAUUUGUUAAUAAAGGACUGAAUACAGAUGAAUUAGGUCAGAAGGAAGAAGCAAAGAACUACUAUAAACAAGGAAUAGGACACCUGCUCAGGGGAAUCAGCAUUGUAUCAACUGAAGCUGAACACACAGGCCCUGAGUGGGAAUCUGCUAGACAAAUGCAACAGAAAAUGAAAGAAACACUACAGAAUGUACGCACGAGGUUAGAAAUUCUAGAGAAGGGCCUUGAUACUUCUCUGCGGAAUGACCUUCAGGAGGUACCUAAGUUAUAUCCAGAAUUUCCACCUAAAGACAUAGGUGAAAAGUCACCAGAGCCUCAGUCCUUUAAUUUACCUCUUCAGCAUGCUGAAGUAGAUGGAAACACUUCAGCCUUAAGUGCAGGGUUAGUGGCUACACCUCCUUUGUCCUUACCAUCUCCAGGCUGUCCAUCAGAAGCUCCUCCUGCUUAUACUCCUCAGGCUGCAGAGGGUCACUAUACUGUGUCCUAUGGAACAGAUUCUGGGGAGUUUUCGUCAGUGGGAGAAGACUUCUAUAGGAAUCAUUCUCAGCCACCUCCUCUUGAGACCUUAGGGCUAGAUGCAGACGAGUUGAUUUUGAUACCAAAUGGAGUACAGAUUUUUUUUGUAAAUCCUGCAGGGGAGGUUAGUGCACCUUCAUAUCCUGGGUACCUUCGAAUUGUGAGAUUCUUGGAUAAUUCUCUUGAUACAGUUCUAAACCGUCCUCCUGGGUUUCUUCAGGUUUGUGACUGGUUGUACCCUCUGGUUCCUGAUAGAUCCCCAGUUCUGAAAUGUACUGUAGGUGCCUAUAUGUUUCCUGAUACAAUGUUACAAGCAGCAGGUUGCUUUGUGGGAGUUGUCUUGUCUUCUGAGUUACCAGAAGAUGAUAGAGAACUCUUUGAGGAUCUGUUAAGACAAAUGUCUGAUCUUCGGCUCCAGGCCAACUGGCAAAGGGCAGAAGGGGAAAAUGAAUUCCAAAUCCCUGGAAGAGCAAGAUGCCCCUCUGACCAAUUGAAGGAAGAAGCUGCUGCCACUUCAUUAGACCAAGGCAACAAGGAUAUGCGUCAUAGAGGAAAACGUGGAAAAAAGACUAAAGAUACUUCAAAUGAAGAAAUUAAUCUGAGUCACAUUGUACCCUGUGAGCCGGUUUCAGAAGAAAAAGCAAAAGAAUUGCCUGAAUGGAGUGAGAAAGUGGCUCAAAACAUUUUAUCAGGUGCUUCCUGGGUGAGUUGGGGUUUAGUCAAAGGUGCUGAAUUUACUGGUAAAGCAAUCCAGAAAGGUGCCUCUAAACUCCGAGAACGAAUUCAACCAGAAGAAAAACCAGUGGAAGUUAGUCCAGCUGUCACUAAGGGACUUUAUAUAGCAAAGCAGGCUACAGGAGGAGCAGCGAAAGUCAGCCAGUUCCUAGUUGAUGGAGUUUGCAGUGUAGCAAAUUGUGUUGGAAAAGAACUGGCUCCACAUGUUAAGAAGCAUGGAAGCAAACUUGUUCCAGAAUCUCUUAAAAGAGACAAAGAUGGGAAGUCUACCCUGGAUGGAGCUAUGGUUGUUGCGGCAAGUAGCAUUCAAGGAUUUUCAACUGUCUGGCAGGGAUUGGAAUGUGCAGCUAGAUGCAUUGUUAACAAUGUUUCAGCAGAAACUGUACAAACUGUCAGAUACAAAUACGGGCAUAAUGCAGGAGAAGCUACACACCAUGCAGUGGAUUCUGCCAUCAAUGUUGGUUUAACUGCCUAUAAUAUUGACAACAUUGGUAUCAAAGCAGUGGUGAAGAAAACUGCAAAACAAACAGGACAAAAACUCCUUGAGGACUAUCAAAUACCUGGUUCUUCUCGGGGARAAAGUCAAGAAGGAGCAGCAACUGCAGAUAUGAGAAAAGAGAAGGAUGAAAAGACAGAAGAAGUAGAAAAGAAAGAAGGAAAGAAGAAAGAUAAAUAGUGGAAGUGCUGGGAAUCACCUAUACCAAAGCCUUACCAGAUGGAGGAAAUUCUAUUUAAUAGGCAAAUGUGAAAUUCCCUGCAAAUUAAUCAGUAUUUUUUAAAAUGCAUUCAUUCCUACAAAGUGACUGUCCUAUGUUUUAUGACAUGUAUUCCACUUACACAAGGAAAAUAAUCAGUAUUCUUGCACCUGGCCUUUAGAAGUUUGCAGUUAUAUUCUCAGUAAAUUUAUUUUUUCCCAAAAUGCAGCCAAAAUAUUUUUGCAGUUAAAAUAAAGCUUAUAAUACAUGUGCUAUAACCCUCAUUAAACAUUAUAAAAUUAUUUUUAUAUGUUAUCUUUCCGAAAGUAGAAAAUUAUAUAUUUACAUAAAAUUUGGCAUUUAGUAACCUUUGUUCUAUUUAUAGUGGGAAGGAAUGACUUAAAAUACUGCCUCUUUUUGCACUAAUUGUGGAUCUUUUUAGACACUUGUCAGAAUUUUCAGUGUGGAAGCUAAACAAAAACUAUAAUCUGAGCUAAAAGAAUUCUUAGAUAAUAUUUUAAAAGUGUUUUCAAAACAAGGAUGAAGUUGGAUCAUGAAAAAUGAGGUUCUGUAAAAUUAUUUGGUAGUUUAUAUGUUGGUUCUGAAAUGAGAUUUUUUUUUUAAUUUAAAAUCAAUACAAAUAAAUCUGUAAAUCUUUUGGAUUGAGAAUGGUAUUGAUUUAUUAAGAGCCUAGAAAAGUUUUCAGUAUGAUUGAUAUUGCAUUAAAAUUUGGAGUGAUUAUUAUCAGCUUAAUUGGACAAAAAGUACUCUAAAAAAUAAUUUUGCCAUAUAUUGUUUCUCAGAAAGGCAAACACUUUGUUUAAAAAAAUGUUUUUGGAAAAAAAUAUAUGAGCCGUUGAAUUUACUGAUGGUAAAUAUAUUUUUAUUUUUGGCUUUAGCCAUUAGAAUUUGUAUUUAAAAAGCCAAUAAGUUAUUAAAAGGGAAGAUCCUAUUUGUGAUCAAGGUAAAUAAUAUGAAAACGUUAGGCUCAACUAGGUGUGUAGACACAAUAGUUUCCACUUUGGGUAUAAGAAUAUCCACCAAUCUUAAUUUAAGCUACAAAUAGAUAAGUAAAUACUUAAUGGCAUUUUAUUUUUGUUUACUAAUUUUAAAAGAUUGGUAUUAUUUUCAUAGCUAUAUUCUAUUGCAAUCAUUUGUAAAUCUCUAGUGGCUAGUUUGUGGGACUUUAUUUGAAAAUAGCUGAAGAAAGCACUUUGUGAAUAAAUUUGCUGAACYGCUUGGCCUUAA